AAAAGGCGCGUAUUAAAGCGGUCAACACAUUACUCACUCUCCUCCAUUUCUUCGCAACCUCGUUUCCUGGCAAAUCCCAAAUCCUCCCAGAAGCUCGAUCCAUCACUCACUCAUGGCCGUCUGCACGUAUCCUCCUAGGGUUUUCGCUUCCUCCCAACCCGGCGCCCGCCCCAGGCUUUCGGGUCGGGUCGACCCCACAGCGUCGGUUUACAGGCUCUCCUCUCCCAUCCUCAGAUUUCCCCCCAACUUCGUCCGCCAGCUCAGCACCAAGGCCCGGAGGAACUGCAGCAACAUCGGCGUCGCGCAGAUCGUCGCCGCCUCUUGGUCGAACAACACCCCCAACUCUGGCGUGCCGGCGGCGCCGUCGGCUACUGCCGUCGAUGCCGCCGCCACUUCCGCCAUUCCCGUCGAUCCGGCCCAGAUUUCGGGCGGUGACGAGGUGGCGGUGUUUGGAAAUGGUGUACAGUUGGGGGAGGCCGUGCCUGAUUUGAAGGAGGCCUCGUUCUUGAGCUCCGAUGGGAGCCUCGCGAUUCAUGCUGGUGAAAGAUUGGGACGCGGCAUAGUAACUGAUGCAAUUACAACCCCAGUGGUUAAUACUUCUGCCUACUUCUUUAAGAAAACGGCUGACCUCAUUGAUUUCAAGGAGAAACGCGCAACAAGCUUUGAAUACGGGCGGUAUGGAAAUCCAACGACAGUGGUUGUCGAGGAGAAGAUCAGUGCACUUGAGGGAGCGGAAUCGACAAUGAUAUUGGCAUCUGGAAUGUGUGCUAGCACUGUCAUGUUGAUGGCAUUGGUUCCAGCUGGUGGGCAUAUUGUGACCACCACGGACUGCUAUAGGAAGACUAGAAUUUUCAUUGAGACCAUUCUUCCAAAAAUGGGGAUCACGGCCACAAUCAUUGACCCUGCUGACGUGGGAGCCCUGGAAACUGCAUUGGAAGAGCACAAAGUGUCUCUUUUCUUCACAGAGUCUCCUACUAAUCCAUUCCUCAGGUGUGUUGACAUUAAGCUGGUUUCAGAGCUUUGCCACAAAAAAGGGACGUUGGUCUGUAUAGAUGGCACUUUUGCCACACCACUCAACCAGAAAGCCCUUGCCCUUGGGGCAGAUCUUGUUGUGCAUUCUGCAACGAAAUAUAUCGGUGGCCACAAUGAUGUCCUUGCUGGUUGCAUUAGUGGUUCUAUGAAAUUGGUUUCAGAAAUUCGUAUUUUGCAUCACAUUUUGGGUGGUGCUCUCAACCCGAAUGCUGCAUACCUGAUCAUUCGAGGCAUGAAGACCUUGCAUCUUCGUGUACAGCAACAGAAUUCAACAGCAUUGAGGAUGGCCAAAAUUUUAGAGGCGCAUCCUAAGGUGGCGCAUGUCUAUUAUCCUGGCUUGCCUAGUCAUCCUGAACAUCAGCUUGCCAAGAGGCAGAUGACUGGUUUCGGUGGUGUUGUCAGUUUUGAGAUUGAUGGAGACUUGACGAGAACAAUUAAUUUUGUGGAUGCACUGAAAAUCCCAUAUAUUGCCCCAUCCUUUGGUGGCUGUGAGAGCAUUGUGGAUCAGCCAGCCAUAAUGUCUUACUGGGAUCUCAGCCAGUCAGAUAGGAUCAAGUACGGGAUCAAGGAUAACUUGGUCCGUUUCAGCUUCGGAGUCGAAGACUUUGAAGAUCUCAAGGCUGACAUACUGCAGGCCCUGGAGACCAUAUAGAGCGUGGCCCGCCUAAUAGUAAUAUGCGGUUUUCUGUUUUAUUUCUCUUUUCCAUUGUCGUUGGUGCUUGAAUUGAUUUUGAUCACCAAAUGCUCUGUUCGGAUCCAGUCGUUGGGUCGUUGUCGACUCCAUCCGGACCCUAAGCUUUGUCUGGUUUUCUUUUGCAACUACCUUUUCCCAAUACCUUUUCAUUCCAAUAUGACUAUGCUAGCUUUGUUUUUUCGUGUUUGGAUGAUUUGAAGUUGAAUGACAAUUUUAGAAUUGUUCGAAA
Messenger RNA from Pyrus x bretschneideri (Chinese white pear), 1955 nucleotides. RefSeq names its product cystathionine gamma-synthase 1, chloroplastic. Gene Ontology annotation, biological process: transsulfuration. Gene Ontology annotation, molecular function: cystathionine gamma-synthase activity; pyridoxal phosphate binding. Gene Ontology annotation, cellular component: chloroplast. The record is from RefSeq and is a predicted model, not a curated record. The coding region runs from base 113 to 1684 and encodes 523 amino acids. The transcript is spliced from 11 exons. Lineage: Eukaryota; Viridiplantae; Streptophyta; Magnoliopsida; Rosales; Rosaceae.